GAUCUUCAUACAUGUAUCGGGAUAGGGAGCAAAUCGAAAAACCACCAUUCUAGAAUGAUUACCGAGUUCGGAUCUCUCACCGUGUUCUGGACAACGCACAAUCCCCGUGGCCUUUCUUCAAAGGACACGUUCAUGGCGAAGUACUGCGACGACCAAGCGAAGCUCAUUGGAACGGUGGACCAGAGCGAGGCUCAGAAGUGCGGCCCUCCCCCGUCUUCACAGGUAUGAUAAUUUCUGGACUCGGGCGUGGUUCACAUUUGAGGCCUUUGUGGUAAAGGAAAUGGAGAAUGCCUUUGGGAUAUGGACGGGAAACGAAUACACACUUUUGAACGAUCGUGGGCUCUCGAUAUAUGGCGAAUUCCAGGGAAGCCAACUUAUCUGGGCAUCAUUCGUGCUGUGGAUGAAUAUCGGCCAGCAAGCGCUCACUGUGGAUCAGUUGUUGAUGCCCUGGUAAGUACAGUACAGCAAUGCCU
Molecule: messenger RNA, 473 nt
Organism: Westerdykella ornata
Lineage: Eukaryota; Fungi; Ascomycota; Dothideomycetes; Pleosporales; Sporormiaceae
Exons: 2
Coding region: 55-228 (57 amino acids)
Biological process (GO): tetrahydrobiopterin biosynthetic process
Molecular function (GO): 4-alpha-hydroxytetrahydrobiopterin dehydratase activity
Source: RefSeq, a predicted model, not a curated record